AUGGUGAAGGAGGGAGUUGAGCAUGGGAACCAUACCAAGCCGCAUCCAUAUUUCACCACGAAGCUUCAAAGAUCCGCCGACCGAAUACUGGAUCACUACAUUGCGGACGAUCUAUUUCAUAUGUAUCCCAAAAUUCUUGCAUUGGGAGUUGUUCUGGUUAAAAUUGGAGCCAAACAGCCGUUCAUACAUACAAGCAACCAUGAUGUUUGGGACGAAAGCAUGAUCAAUGAUUCUUUCGAGUGGGCAUGGACCACGGCAAAUAGUGCCGACUUUGGAAACUCAGUUGGAGCUAUGUAUAAAGCGACAGUCGAAAGUUAUUUAAACACUGAGCUCUUCAGCGAUGGUCCCAUUGAUCCUUCAAAACUUGACAAAGACCUUGAAACCAGACGAUAG
This is a messenger RNA of Penicillium malachiteum, 393 nucleotides long. RefSeq lists its product as uncharacterized. The transcript has a single exon. The record is from RefSeq and is a predicted model, not a curated record. NCBI's taxonomy places the organism in Eukaryota, Fungi, Ascomycota, Eurotiomycetes, Eurotiales, Aspergillaceae. The coding region runs from base 1 to 393 and encodes 130 amino acids.